AUGGAUCUCACCGAUCGCCGUCGCCAACAUAUUCACAAUUUUCUCAUGUGGCACCGCAACAACGCUCUGGGAAUUGAUUUCGAUGAUACGGUGCCCAACACGAAUACCACCACGUUCGGCAAUACCACCGCGCAGCAAACUGCAAAUCUAAAACGAGCCAAUAUUGCUGCA
This is a messenger RNA of Gongylonema pulchrum, 171 nucleotides long. Lineage: Eukaryota; Metazoa; Nematoda; Chromadorea; Rhabditida; Gongylonematidae. The record is from the annotation of a GenBank genome assembly.